Pelagomonas calceolata is the source of this 1014-nucleotide messenger RNA. The record is from the annotation of a GenBank genome assembly. Lineage: Eukaryota; Pelagophyceae; Pelagomonadales; Pelagomonadaceae.
CUCGCGGCCACCUCACCUGCGUUUUCCGCAGCGCACACAGCGCAUCGUUGCAAACGCAAGCAACCGCAAGCGCGCUUCAUCGCUGCCAUCCACCUCCUAGCGAAGAAGUGCACUUAUCCAAUCAAUAGGCUGCACACACUGUAGCACGAUGCAAAGCGCUGCCACAGUCCUCGCAGCUUUCGCGCUAGCCGCCACCGCGCUCACGCCGCCGCAGCGAGCGCUGAGACGACAGACGCGCCUGCACGCGCGCACGGCCGAGGGCAUGGCGCCCGGCUGGAAGGCGACGACGGACGAGACGGGCGCCUACGAGCUGAUCCCCGCGUCGUACGAGUACCAGUACCAGGAGAUCUUCGUCGAGAUCCCGCGGACGGCCGAGUCGCCGGGCUUAGGCGUGCUCCUGGAGCAGUUCGGAACUUUGGAUGCCGCGAACGGCGGCCUGACGCUAGUCGCAGGCCUCGUCGAGGGCGGCAACGCUGCGAACGCGGGCGUCGAUUUAUUGCCUGGUGACUCUAUUGUGAAGGCCGGAACUACGCGAGUAGAAUGCCUCGACUACGACGCGACGGUGGACGCGCUGAUGGCGCUGCCGCCGGCGCCGGCCCCUGCUGGUUUGAUGGUGAAGCGGCUCGUGAAGGUGCCCUUCGUGAAUAUGAGAGUCAUGUUCCCGCGCGAGGAAAACCGCAAAGACGUCACUUUUAAAAUGAGACGCGGUGCGUCGCUGCGCGCUGAAUUAUUACGGAAUAGGGUGGAGAUGCCGACGUGCUGCGAGGACAUGAACUGCUUGUGCAACUGCGCCGUGCAGGUGCGCAAGGGCGCCGCGGUCCUCGAGCCGCCGUCGACGCAGGAAGCGCAGAUGAUCAAGAAGGAGCCCUACUGGCGCCUGACCUGCCGGGCCUGUGUCUCGAGAGACGCGGAGGACGGCUCGGAGCUCGUCAUUCGCAUGCGGCCCGACCUCGAGAACGUGAUGCGACGAAAAAACCCCUUCGGCAUGGAGACGACCUUUAAGUUCUAAAAGUA